UUUCAAUCCAAUUACCAUUUCAACUUUUGUCAUGCCUUCAGCCAUAACAUUGAAAUAUACCCGAUCGCAAACAUUGGAGUAACCUACAGUUUCACUAUCGCUAGAUCGAGAUACGAUGCGGACAGCGACAACAUGGCGUCAAACAAUACCAAUAACAGCACCAACCAAUCCUUAACCCACGAACUACUCUCGCGAGCGCACAGUCCCGACAGUGUAAACCGCAUCUACUCCGAUAAGAUCCAACACAGACCUCUUUUCCUUAAGCCCACCUCUCCACCUCCGUCCAACGCCCGCGACGCUCGACGCAAGUCCCGAGUCGAGAAGCAAAGGCGCUUGAAAGCUCUAAAGCCAAAACCCCUAUCAGCACGACAGCGACGGAAGCUUGGUCUCUACGACGUCCCCAAAUCAGGUCAAAAAUAUGCCGUAUUCGAGCCGCUGAACCAGCUAUGGCUAGGUUAUAUCCGCGAAGUGCUUGGUAGCGAGCUAUACACUGGGGGACAGGGCGCUGCUGCCAAACUAAGCGCUGCCGACUUCCAUGGUGCUAAGGUGGAAGUGUCGCGCAGUAGUUGUCCUAGUCGCGUUGGCAUACAAGGGAUUGUGAUCAAAGAUGCGCGCUUCGUCUUUGAAAUUAUUACCGCGAAAAACCAGAUAAAAACUGUGCCAAAGGAGGGGACUAUGUUUCGCAUCAGCGUCCCCCCAGUGCAGCAGGAGAAUACUAUAGCCUCGGCCGAGGACCGAAAACCCUUUACCUUCGAGAUUCAUGGAGAUCAAUUUCAGUACCGGUCGGCUGAUCGCGCGAACAAGAAGUUCAAGCCGCAUUUCCUGGAAAAGCUUUAAGGGGAUUUACUUUUGGCAACUUUCAAUAUGCGCCAUACCUAACAAUAUUCGAACAUGGUACCGACGCCUACGUUGGCGUAUCUAAUAUCAGAUUUGGCAGACUUCCGGGACUAUUUUGUUUGAGAACCAAUAUUGAUUGGAUUUCGAAGAGUCAUAUUGUGCACUCACAUAUGUUGGGCUUUUAAACGCACAAAACCGUACAGUAAGGUCGUCACCCUAAGGGUUAUUUUGUACGCCCACGAUACUACCGCUAUAAAGAUACAAUAAUAUGUCUAGCUUAAGGGAUCUUCGAAAUAAGCAUGAGGUGUGCCCGAGCGAAGGCGCAUCAAAGGGACGGCAAUAUCCAGAAGUAUACACCGACUCAUUGGAGCGCCAUCCGGCUAGCAAUCCCUUACAUCAGCCGCUACCGGACGUCCUUAGACGGAAAAGAUUAUAUCUUCGUUGGACGGCGGAUUAUUUUAUUGCUCGUGAGGAAGUAAGAGCCGUCAAAGUGGUAUGGAAUGCUAAAGGGAAUUUAACCAACAAUGUUUGAGUAUGCCCUUAGCUCUAGAAUCAUAAAGCGAGGAAGGUCAAGAGUCUACUCGCCAAGAGUAAAGCGGCAACUGGGUAGACGGACGAUAAAUAUUAAUCCCACGUUCCGCGUUUAUAUUAAUAUAAUGUGGAAAUUUUAC
This is a messenger RNA of Daldinia loculata, 1508 nucleotides long. Its product is annotated as RNase P/MRP, p29 subunit. Gene Ontology annotation, molecular function: ribonuclease P RNA binding. Gene Ontology annotation, biological process: tRNA 5'-leader removal; rRNA processing. The transcript has a single exon. The record is from RefSeq and is a predicted model, not a curated record. NCBI's taxonomy places the organism in Eukaryota, Fungi, Ascomycota, Sordariomycetes, Xylariales, Hypoxylaceae. The coding region runs from base 133 to 837 and encodes 234 amino acids. Gene Ontology annotation, cellular component: ribonuclease P complex; ribonuclease MRP complex.